AUGGGAAAACCUUGGAUUGGCUUUAUUACUUCCAUCGCUCGCAACCUCGACUACCUUGUGGAAUUGAGGGGCAACGUGGACCUGUGUUGGCUACGGACGGUUGUCGUCGCUCCCCUUGUCGAGGAGGUCAUCUUCCGUGGGUGCAUCCUCUUUCACCUGCAACGCCAAUUUUCCUCAUGCGCCGGCCUCUGCACCGGUUCUGCCAUUCUCUUUGCUUUGUCGCAUUUUCAUCAUGUGAUCGAGAAGGUGUACGACGGGCGCUCUCUCAAAGCCGCUGUGCUUGAAGUCCGUCAUCUGGCGGCCGCCUGCAGUGUACACUCGUUGUGCAACGCAAUGGGAAUGCCGGACUUUCGAAGCGAGUUCUACCUUGCUGGGAUACGCGAUGGGCGGCGGGGUCGCUUGGUGUACGCCAGUCUCCUCGUCUGCGGUGUCCUCUUGUGGCUUGUCCUCAUCGGACCCGCUACAACACUCUUCGGCCUCUCCGACUCCACCGUCUGCCGCGUCUGUCCCUGA
Messenger RNA from Mesocestoides corti, 513 nucleotides. NCBI's taxonomy places the organism in Eukaryota, Metazoa, Platyhelminthes, Cestoda, Cyclophyllidea, Mesocestoididae. The record is from the annotation of a GenBank genome assembly.